AUGUCGGAACAUGAAAAGACGAGGGAGGAGGCGGCGAUGGAGUAUCAGCCGUCCCAGAUCACGGGACAGCUCAAGGCCAUAGGAGCGGUCCUGCCCGAAGCUGCGAACGCAUCCGGAUGGGCCGAAGCGGGCGAAGAGCUGCAGCAUUCGGGGCAUAGCGAGGUACUGGACGCGAAGCGGCGUCAGGCGGCAGAGGCUGUCGUAGAUUCCGCAACGGCCAAGGUGAAAUCCGGCUUCGGCUAUAUCACAGGGGAUCAAUCCAUGCAAUCACGCGGCAACACCGAGGCCGAGUCCGCACAAUGGAAGUACAAGCAGGGGACCUCGGACAGUACCCUCGCGGUACCGGUGCCGAGCGUGGAGGGGGUCAAGGGGAAAGUGGAGAGUGUGGUGGGGAUGGUGACGGGCGAUCAGGGGAAGCAGAUGGAGGGGAAUCAGAGGGCCGAGAAGGCGGCUUGGAAGGAUGGGGUUUGA
This is a messenger RNA of Dioszegia hungarica, 471 nucleotides long. RefSeq lists its product as uncharacterized. NCBI's taxonomy places the organism in Eukaryota, Fungi, Basidiomycota, Tremellomycetes, Tremellales, Bulleribasidiaceae. The record is from RefSeq and is a predicted model, not a curated record. The transcript has 3 exons. Bases 1 to 471 code for a protein of 156 amino acids.